Messenger RNA from Malaya genurostris, 1416 nucleotides. RefSeq names its product zinc metalloproteinase nas-14-like. Bases 243 to 1376 code for a protein of 377 amino acids. The record is from RefSeq and is a predicted model, not a curated record. Gene Ontology annotation, biological process: proteolysis. Gene Ontology annotation, molecular function: zinc ion binding; metalloendopeptidase activity. Lineage: Eukaryota; Metazoa; Arthropoda; Insecta; Diptera; Culicidae. The transcript has 7 exons.
AUUUUGGAGAGAAAAACAUGAAUAUUAUACCGUAUUUCAAGACAGUUACAGUUGCGAUACUGAAGGCAAUUUUUUGUCUUUUGAAAAAGUGUUGUCUCGAAUAUAAUGUUUUGCUGAUAUUUACGCAAGAGCUACUUUACACUACACUAGCAACGUCAAUGUUAACGGUUUUGGUUGCUCCAGGAAAUCCUAUAUAAGAAUGGAACGUGAUCCGCAAGGUGUUCAAAUUCUAAUUUGACAAAAUGUUUGCGUACUCCUUUCUUGUACUAUUUGCAACGUUACUCGGCGUGGGUGUGGCCAAAGAUUUUUUUAUUCCGAUUAACUACAGACACAAGCCUGGAGAGGCCAAUUUUGCUACCCGACCUUUUCUCGAAGUUGGCGAACGUUUACGCUAUCACGAUCAAAAGGUGAAUAAAACUUUUGCUUUCGAGCAAGGCAUUGGAUAUUAUUACCAAUAUGAUAUAAUGCUUAAACCAGAAGUCCAGCGGAACGCUAUUCCGUUGGGAAGUAGCACCACUGUCAGAUGGCCGGAUGCAGUGGUGCCUUAUGUAAUCAUUGGAACGUUUACUGCCGCUCAACUUGCCAAUAUACAAACUGCUAUGAACCAAUACGCUGCGAAAACUUGCGUUAGAUUUAAACCGCGCACUACCGAAACCAUUUACGUAAACAUUGAUAGUGGAAACACCGGUUGUUGGUCCUACGUGGGGCGCAGCAUGGACAACACUUACAAUUUGGUGAACUUGCAGGCGCCUGGUUGCUUGGGAACUGGAACGAUUGCACACGAAUUGAUGCAUGCGCUUGGUUUCUAUCACGAGUUCACUCGUCCGGAUCGUGACGAUUGGGUAUCGAUUGACACUAGUGCUUUGCAACCACAGUACCAGACAACCUCUUUCUACAAUGCAAAUUUUGCUAAGUUCUCGGCUUCUCAGGUUGAAUUGUACGGAAUUCCUUACUACUACGGUAGCGUGAUGCACUAUUCGAAAUACGCAGGAGCUGCCAGUGCUAGCAAACCUGUUAUGACGAAUUUGAAACCGUGGGUUGGAGAUUUUGGCAACAAUGUUGGUCUAUCUGAUACGGAUAUCUUGGCGAUCAAUUAUAUGUACUGUAAUUCCAGUACGACAACGACAACGACAUUAGCACCGACAACCACCAAGGUAACAACAACUACUACUAAAGCUACUACUACCACUACUAAGCCAACCACUACUACUACUAAGCCAACCACAACUACCACUAAGGCAACUACAACCACUACUAGACGUACUACUACAACCACUACUAGGCGUACUACUACUACCACUACGCAGCGUCCACGUGGAUUCCGUUGCUUGAGAUAUUUUAAUAAUAUCUGUAUCAUAUCCGUAACGACUAAUUAGAUCUUGCGUCGGUAGAUCAAUACUGAAAUUAAUCUGCAAU